AUGAGUAGUUUAGAUUUUGACCUGGCCAGGGACGGUAAUCCGGUCACUUUUGACCAGGAUAGGCCCCGGCGUUAUCUAAACAUACCGAAGAAUAGGAGGAGGCUGAACAUAUUGCUGAUAUAUAUGAUCGGGUUCUCCGAAGGGCUGCUGUACCUUUCAAAUUUGGCAAUAUACUACAUGUUCAAAGAUGACUUUGGACUGUCGCCGGCGCAGCUGUCGCUGGUAUACGCGGUACCGGCACUGCCGUAUAUGAUAAGACCCUUUAUGGCCUAUUUGACGGACGCAGUGCCGAUUUUUGGGACCAGGCGCAGGCAUUACCUGCUUUUGAGUAGCCUGGUUCAGUCAGUCAGCUUUUUUAUGCUGGCAUUCAUGCCAAUAUCACUGAUAUUCUCCACGUUCGCACUAUUUUUAAUCACGUUCACGCUCGCAUUUUGUAUGACUAUCGCAGAGGCUCUCGUUGUCGAGAACAUAACAGAAGGAACCGACAAUCUGAGUGGAUUCGUAGUGAUAAAGGCGUUUUCGUCACUAUUCGUGUGCUACUUUUCAGGGUCUAUGCUGGAAAAGUACCCGAAGCAGAGGCUAUUCUUCAUCACGGCCUUUUUCCCGCUUCUGAUAACGUUCUUCGCAUAUUUCAUGAAGGAAGAGAAAGAGGUGAUUGUUUACGAAUCGCACCCUAUUACGGAUUUAAUAAAGUUCUUAUUUGAGCCGGUCAUUUUCCACCCUUGUCUGUACUUGUUCCUGGUGGUGGUGACGCCAGCAUACGAGGACGCGUUCCUGUACUACACGAUCGACGUGCUCGGAUACAGCCCGUCGUUCAUGGGAGUGUUGAGGCUCAUGUACGGACUAGCAAUCAUCAUCGGAAUAGGAAUAUAUCGUAUCUUUUUCAAAAACUCGUCGAUUAAGAAGAUGCUAUUCUGGUCAACGCUUAUAGCGAACAUUAUAUACUACAUCCCAUGCCUAAUAACCUCAGGGAUCAGCAGAAAAUGGGGAAUUCCAGAUAAGCCGCUCAUACUAUGCAGCGGGUUUUUGAUGGAGGCAGUUUUCGAGAUCCAGGUGAUGCCGUUCCUGACAUACACGACGAGGGUGACGCCCAAGGGCCUGGAGGCGUCAGUGUUUGCGUCUAUCAUGACGAUAAAAUCAGUCGGUAUUGUGCUAUGCAAAGUCUCAACUUCGCUGUUUACGUACCUAUUCGGAAUCGAUAACCACAAGUAUGAGCACUUGACAGCAUUCAUUCUGUUCUGCGCGACGUGCGCCAUGCUGAUAAUGGCAUACCUAGGCAAGCUGCCUAGCAAGGAGGAGAUGGAACUGUUUGUAUCCAGGCACAAGAUGACCAACGACCCUAUCGAAAAGGCCUAA
Theileria orientalis strain Shintoku is the source of this 1356-nucleotide messenger RNA. RefSeq lists its product as uncharacterized. NCBI's taxonomy places the organism in Eukaryota, Apicomplexa, Aconoidasida, Piroplasmida, Theileriidae. Bases 1 to 1356 code for a protein of 451 amino acids. The transcript is spliced from 3 exons. The record is from RefSeq and is a predicted model, not a curated record.